This is a messenger RNA of Helianthus annuus (common sunflower), 912 nucleotides long. RefSeq lists its product as uncharacterized. Lineage: Eukaryota; Viridiplantae; Streptophyta; Magnoliopsida; Asterales; Asteraceae. The transcript has 2 exons. The record is from RefSeq and is a predicted model, not a curated record. Bases 1 to 912 code for a protein of 303 amino acids.
AUGAAGAAAAGAGAAGUGAAUGUGGUGCAAUACGCCGUAUGUGAAGAAUGCGGAGGCAUUGGUCACCGGACCGAGAAUUGUCAAGCCAUCGCGGGGGUGAAUCAAGUGUAUGGGGACCGAAGGCAAUACGACAUGAACUCCAACACUUACCACCCCGGGUUGAGGAACCAUCCUAACUUUAGGUAUGGUAAUGCCUCCAACCAAAUGAAUUUGAAUUUUCAAUCUGGAAAUCAAGGUGGGUAUUCGCACCAAACGCACCAAAGGAAUUACAAUAACCAAGGUAGUAAUGAAAGCGGGUCGAAUAAUCAAACCGGUGGUGAUGAUUUGAGUGCUAAAAUGGACGCCUUGUUGAAUGUGGUUAAGGAAUCUAACAGUGACAUCAAAGAGAUGAAGAAGACAAAUGAGAUCCGGGACAAAUCACAUGAGGCAUUGGCAAAGCAAGUGGGCCAACUUGCGGAUGAAAUGGCACAAAUAAGGGGGAGCAUGGGAAAGCUUCCAAGUGACACCACGGUGAACCCUAAGCAUCAAAUUGAGGAACGGUACCCACCGAAGGACGAGAGGUCGGAAAAUUUUAAACAAGCAAAAAUUAGUUUACCGUUACUUGAUGACAUUAAAAAGGUUUUGACUCAUGUGGAAUGCUUAAAGGAGUUAAGCAUCGAAAAACGGCACAACAAAUUACCCGAACCGGUUGAUUUGAUAUCUCAUGUUAGUGCCGUUUUAUCGAGUGCCCUUCCUCAAAAAGCUCAAGAUCCCGGAGAUCCUCUUAUUCCGAUUCAAAUUGGAACAUUUAAAAUUGAGAGGGCGCUCCUAGAUCUUGGAGCUUGUGUGAGCAUCUUGCCCGGGAGUUUGUAUGACCAAUAUGAUUUUGGUCCAUUAAAAAAGUUUGAUACUCCCGUAGUAUUGGCCAAUUAG